AGAAUGGUGAAUAACACUGAAGACCCUCAAGAGGCUUUAUAACGUCCCAUCCCCAUGUAAAGUAUGCUCAGAACUUUUCCAGUAGUUCUGCUGGAAACCAUGUCUCACUACACAGACGAACCAAGAUUUACCAUAGAGCAGAUAGACCUGCUUCAGCGCCUGAGACGUACAGGAAUGACCAGACAUGAAAUCCUCCACGCGCUGGAAACCUUGGAUCGUCUUGAUCAAGAGCAUAGUGACAAAUUUGGAAGAAGGUCUAGCUAUGGAGGUGGUUCCUACAGCAACAGUACCAACAAUGUCCCAGCAUCUUCUUCUACAGCCACAGCUUCAACACAGACCCAGCAUUCUGGGAUGUCCCCAUCACCGAGCAACAGUUACGACACCUCCCCACAGCCUUGCACUACUAAUCAGAACGGGAGGGAGAGUAAUGAGAGGUUGUCUGCAUUCAACGGGAAGAUGUCACCUACCCGCUACCCACUUGCAAACAGCUUGGCUCAACGGUCAUACAGUUUUGAAGCUUCUGAAGAGGACUUGGACAUUGAUGACAAAGUGGAGGAACUGAUGAGGAGGGACAGCAGUGUGAUAAAGGAGGAAAUCAAAGCCUUCCUAGCCAAUCGGAGAAUUUCCCAAGCAGUUGUUGCACAGGUAACAGGUAUCAGUCAGAGCCGGAUCUCCCAUUGGCUGUUGCAGCAGGGGUCAGACCUGAGUGAACAAAAGAAAAGGGCAUUUUACAGAUGGUACCAGCUUGAGAAGACAAAUCCUGGGGCCACGUUAAGCAUGAGACCUGCUCCUAUCCCAAUAGAAGAGCCAGAAUGGAGACAGACGCCUCCCCCAGUCACAGCUACCUCUGGGACCUUCAGACUACGGCGAGGCAGUCGGUUCACAUGGAGAAAGGAGUGCCUGGCUGUUAUGGAAAGUUACUUCAAUGAGAAUCAAUAUCCAGACGAGGCAAAGAGAGAAGAAAUUGCAAAUGCCUGUAAUGCAGUUAUACAAAAGCCAGGAAAAAAGUUAUCAGAUUUGGAGCGAGUUACCUCCCUGAAAGUGUACAAUUGGUUUGCCAACAGAAGAAAGGAAAUCAAGAGAAGAGCCAAUAUCGCAGCAAUCCUGGAGAGCCAUGGAAUAGAUGUACAGAGUCCGGGAGGUCAUUCCAACAGUGACGACGUUGAUGGCAAUGACUACUCGGAGCAGGACACUUGGCAAGUACGCAAUGGGGAGGAGGAGGGAAGAUGUUCAGAGGGAGGCAGAGAAGCAGAGAAGGUAGAAGAAGACAGGAGGAUCUGCUCCAAACAAGAUGACAGCACUAGCCAUAGUGACCAUCAAGACCCCAUUUCACUAGCCGUGGAAAUGGCAGCGGUAAACCACACCAUCCUGGCAUUGGCCCGGCAAGGAGCCAACGAGAUCAAGACAGAGGCUCUAGACGACGACUGAUACAAAGAAAGGGGAGGGUCAAAGCAAGAAGUAACUUAGUUUUAGACGUAGCACCUUAGCAGACUUUCCUCGGUCCUUAAUAUGUGUUCUUACAGUAUAACUUUGCAGUUUCUUGUACGUCAGUUAGCUGUUAGGGUCUUGUUCUGUGAAGAUGGCAUGGUGCCCUCAGCCUUUGCAUAUACUCUCUCAGUAUUAAUUCCCAAUAAAUAAUCAAUCAACCAACCAACCUCCCUCUCCCAGCCCCAGUGGCUAGAAA
Molecule: messenger RNA, 1684 nt
Organism: Cariama cristata (Red-legged seriema)
Lineage: Eukaryota; Metazoa; Chordata; Aves; Cariamiformes; Cariamidae
Gene: HMBOX1
Product: homeobox containing 1
Exons: 10
Coding region: 64-1428 (454 amino acids)
Biological process (GO): positive regulation of DNA-templated transcription
Cellular component (GO): nucleus
Molecular function (GO): double-stranded telomeric DNA binding
Source: RefSeq, a predicted model, not a curated record